Messenger RNA from Mycetomoellerius zeteki, 3335 nucleotides. RefSeq lists its product as uncharacterized. Lineage: Eukaryota; Metazoa; Arthropoda; Insecta; Hymenoptera; Formicidae. The record is from RefSeq and is a predicted model, not a curated record. Bases 419 to 2152 code for a protein of 577 amino acids. The transcript has 15 exons.
AUCAUUCGGCAGGUUUCGGGUUCUCGACCCAGUUUGAUCCCACUUGUGCUCUAUAUAUAUGGGUUAAGAGUUUUCUGCAGUUUUCUGUACUUGAGAAGCUGAGUUCCGGUUUACGGAUUAAAAGAGAAUUGUUAACAGGAAAUUUCGUGUAUGGGGAAAUACGGGUGGAAAAGAGAAUUGAUACAAGGAAUUGGUUGAGUGUCUGUGUUGAUCAAAGGAGAUGAACGUGCAUUGUAUACAUCUGGAAUAAGGAGAUACAAUCAAAUUGAUGAUAAGAUUGUAUUUGAGAAAUCCGCGUGAUGAAAAAUUUGUCACAAAGAAACAAUACUUGUUGUUUUUCAUGUUACUAUUCCUAUAUUGUAAAUAUUCCUUAAUUUUAACGAGCUGAAAACGAAAAAACGAAAGCGUCACCAUCAAAAUGGAAGUAAUACCUGGAAAAAGGAGAGACAGUUUUAUAUAUGUAUAUGAGGGAUAUAAAUAUAAUAUUGAUAAAAGAUAUACUCAUGUAUAUCGCUGUGCAAGAAGACGCAGUCAUUUAUGUAGAGGCGUAUUAAUGGUACAAAAUGAAAAAUUUACUUUAGCAAAUACACAUAAUCAUCCAAGUGAGCCUCAUGUUAUAGAUGUUUUCAAAUUAAAAAGAGAAAUGAUUCAAAUGUCUAAACAUACCACUGCAACAUUUAAAGAAAUAUAUAAUACAAUUUCUCAAAAGAAUCAAAGUGCAGCAGCAAAUAUCUCAUAUAAUGCAAUGAAAACUCUGUUGUCAAGAGAAAAAAUUAAAAUGCGACCUCCAGUACCUUCAAAUGUUUGUGAUUUAAGUGAUUUACUUAAGGAAUAUGAAUUUACAAAAUCUGUUUAUAAAAGCUGCAUUAUAUCUGAAGACAACAAGUAUUCAUAUAUUUUCACUACUGAUAAACUUUUAAAAUUAUUAGAGAAGAGUUCUGAAAUUUAUGUAAAUGGAACGUUUCCCGCUAUACCCAGAAUGCCCAAGUUUGCUAAAUUAUUUUCAGUACAUGUGCAGUACAAGGAGAAGGGUGUUGCAGUGUUACUUAUUCUAUGUGAAGCGAAAACAGAAUUUGUUUACAAUUCGAUAUGGAAAGAAAUAGUUAAAUUAGUACCUAAGUUGCAAAACAAUUUACGUUUUAUAAUAAUGGAUUAUGAAAAAAUAUCAAUGAAUACUCUUCAUAAACAAUUUCCUCAGGCAUCUCUAUAUGGCUAUUGGUUCCAUUAUUGCCAAGCAGUUUUGAAAAAAUGGAUACAGUUAGGACUUACCAUACCACAUAAGGUAGUAUCCAUAGCAAUGGCGUUAGCAUUAGUACCACCAGAAAUGUUUUCACAAGGUUUAAUUCUUAUGCAAAUAAUUAUGAAUAAAGAAUGUCAUUUUUAUCCUAAUAUGUUGCUUUUUAUGGCAUAUAUGAGAAGUACAUGGCUCUCGAUAUUAGAAAAAGUUUGUGUAUAUCGCUGCCCAAAAAGGACCACUAACUUUGUAGAAUCGUUUCAUAAUAUCAUGGGACAUAAAAUGCAAACGGUUCAUCCAAAUUUAUGGAUAUUUUUAAAUAAUGUUUCUAAACUAAUUAUGAAUCAAGAAACCAAUUACGAUCGUGUAGUAAACGGUCAACAAAUGACAAAAAACCGUUUUCCGUCCAGUAUGUUUAGAAAUAUAAAAAUACGAGAUGCACAAAAUUAUUUAUCUUCUGGUCUUUUUUCUUUGGAACAAUUUCUGCAAGUUUUUGAUGAUGAAAUGAGUUAUCAGCAACAUCAAAUGUCAUCAUUAAUUGAUCUCAGUAUUGAGAACGAGGAAAUAUAUGCUGAUUUACUUACAGAAGGAGCUGUUAAUUCAGUUUCAACUUCUGAACUCCACGUCAAAAAAAGAGUCGAAGAUGAAGAGGUAUUGACGAACGAGAGAGUAAUUUUAACGAAGUCGAAACUAGGAAAAAAGAAGUUCAGGGAAAUACUCACGAUAACAAAGUUGAAAAUAUGGAAAAAAAAGUUGAGGAAAAUAUUUACGCUAAUGAAGUUGAAGCUAGGUAAAAAGAAGUCGAAAAAAGUACUUAAAAUAAUAGAGAACAUAUUCACAAAGUGUUUGAAAAUGAUCAUGGAUACUGGCUUAAUAAAAAGAAUACAGAAAAAGGGAAUGCUCCAUUUUUUUCUGUAAAAAAUAUCAAAUGGAUUACAGAUAAAAACAGAUACGAAGAAAGAAAAUGUACCAUAUGUUUAAAUGAAAAAUCUACAUAAUCUUCGUAUCACGUGGACAUUUACGUUGCUGUAAAAAUUACGUACAGAAAUUAAAAUAUGAGGGAUGUUCUAUUUGUAGCAACAAUUAUCACCAGUAUAUAUCAACGGUAUACAAUACCAUAAAAUAAAGGGUUUCAAUUUAUGAAUACCCUUAUCUACGUUUUGUGGUUUUGAGAGUAAAUUUAUUGAGAGCUGCUUUUCAAAAAGCUAAAUGACACAAUUAAAAAUCAGACACAAAAGUGCAAUGUAAAGUUGUUCGUUAUUUAAACUGUCAAAUAUUUUAUCUCUUCUAAAUAGUUAAUAGCUAUGUAUUUGACACACAAGUCACCAAAGCUCCACAGAAUUGGUACCUGGGACCAAUAAGAGACCAUGUAACCAGUUGCUACUUUCUUUUCAUUCUCUAAUGUAGAACUGUCAUGAUUGAUAAAAGUUAUUAUACAUUAAGCUUACUCAACACUUAUCGCGACAGCAAAUCAGAAGCAUCAGUGACUACAUUUAGCAGUAAAAACUGAUCAGAAUAUCUUAAGACAUUAAGAAUGAUGUCCUAUGAUAGUCGGAAUUUCAGAAAACGGAAUCUUGGAAGAAUAAACCUGGAUUCUAAUGUAGACAUCGGCGUUUUGACAUCGAGCGUAGUUGGUGAAAAAUGGAUGACGGGAGUAAAUUUCCCCAAUUCACUAAUCAGUGCUCACAAUCAGAGUCUGCAUGAGGAUUCGGGCUAAUAUAAUCAGGGUGCUUUCCAGCAAGGACAGUCAAAUACUGUGUAACAUAGUGAAUUGUUUCAUCCUUGUUUAACGUAGGCAAGCCACAAGGAUGUAAUGAUUCACUGUGUUACACAGUGUCUGCCUUGCUGGAAAGCACCCUCAAUCAGAUUAACAUGUUACUUAUAUGAACAUGCUAAACUUAAAUGACUAUGAUUAGUCGUAUUACUUUCCUGAGAUUCCGUUUUCUGAAAUUUCGACUGUUUAUAGAGAAGCACACUAAACGGCUUCCUGAAUGGUUCAUCGUAUCCUUGAGCAUUAAUUUAAGAAUGUCCUAAUUUACAUCGAUCGUUUAAUAUUCAAUUAGCAAUUUUCCAUUAAAUUUAAUGCAAAGUCUACAAUAGA